GCAGCGCCGUUUUUCGUGUUGGCGUCAUGUGGGCAAUCAUUGGCUGUGCGGCCCUGGUGCUGCAACUGGUGUCGGGACAGCACGAGCACAGAUUCUUCAAGUUCCCCGUCAAACCCGGUCACAACGGUCAAUGUCACGACCCUCGGGUAGACAAAUAUUAUGACGUUGGCGAGGUCUGGGGUCCUAAGAACGCCAACUGCAAACAGAGCCGCUGUGUGGAAGAGAAGGGGGUGCUCUACAUCGACCGAAUGUCGUGCGACCGCAUCCUGGACAACGUCGACUUUGACAAGAUGAAGCGGGAGCACCUGAGCUGCCGUCAAGCGAUCGGCGAUCGGCGGGAGCCGUUCCCCGGCUGCUGCCCCCAGCUGGUCUGCUACGAGUACAUCAACGGCAAGAAGAAGAGGAUCCCCAAGGAGCGGCUACCGCUGAUCAAGCCCAUCAUACGCGAUCAUUUCGUCUACGCCAGGCAGUAGACCAACCAGCGCGCGGACUGCGGAGCUUAUGUGAUUUGUGGUGAAUUGUCAAAUGCGUACAGUGUUUCAUUAAAUUGUGAGCGGCUUGGUAAUAAACUCAGUUGCCGUUUCGUAUAAGGGUUGAUCCAAGGCCGUCUAUAGGGAUUGACCAGUAAGACUUAAAACGUGUUUGGCGAAGGCUGGUGAAGGUGAAUGCUGAUCAAAUGUAAUUAUAUGUUCGACGACUUAUAAAAACGGCGAUAAACGGCGACAAAUGAUGAAAUGCUCGCUUUGUAAACUCGCUAGGUAUGAUCGCUUUGUUUACUGCAUGUAGUUCAAAACGUCUACUCACGUUCUGAGUGUUGUAUGUUGUAAUGCAUCGGGCACGUAGUUACGGAGCGAGCGAAGCGAGCGUAGUCUUUCCUUAGAUUAACGGAAAUUUCUGAGUAUGAGCGGCCGGCCGGCCGGCCGGCCGGCCGGCCGUGGUCACGCUUUUGCGAGGCUUAUAUCUCAGCAACCACUUGACCGAUUUACACGCGGUAAUUUUUGUAGGGUAGCUUUAUUCCUUCUACCAAGUAUUGGACUAUUCCCGAUGCAUGUGGGUGACCCCUUAUGCACGUGCCACGUGCAAAACGAAGAGGUGUCACUUUUGUAAUUGUUGCAAUAUCUCGGUAACUACUUGACCGAUUGCACUGAAAGUUGGCAUGAAGGUAGGCACCCACUAGGCACUGCAUAUCCAUGUGCCAGAGUUGGGGUGCUGCUGCACGUGCGCACGUGCAGGGGUCGAUUCCAGAUCUCGAGAACGGCUGGACCGAUGGCGCUCAAAUUUGGUACAUGGCUAGGGACCGGUUAGUAGGGUGCCGUGCAAAAGUCAGUUGGGACCCAUUUUGCACGUGCGCACGUGCAGGGUGCCGCUUCCAGAUCUCCAGAACGGCUGGGCCGAUUGUGCUCAAAUUUGGCACAUCGCUAGAGACCGGUUAGUAGGGUGCCGUGCACAAGUCAGCUGGAGGUACCCCCUCGAAAUUUCGCACGUGCAAGGCUCACCCUCUCGCUCGCUCCGUUAGUCGCCCCAAAAGGCGUUAUACUGGUAAUAUAACGAAUGUUAUAGAGAAACACGCCUAUGCAUAUGUAUAUAAAGGACGUUAUAUCCACUCGAAGAAAGGGAACCAUGCGUACAGACACAACUACCUGCGUGGGGUAAUUAUGCUGAGUGUUCUUGGACGUUUGUAGGGUUUGUCUUCAAUACAUGCAUAUAUGUAAA
Molecule: messenger RNA, 1713 nt
Organism: Amphibalanus amphitrite
Lineage: Eukaryota; Metazoa; Arthropoda; Thecostraca; Balanomorpha; Balanidae
Exons: 3
Coding region: 27-473 (148 amino acids)
Source: RefSeq, a predicted model, not a curated record